AUGCUUCGCGUGCGAACCUCCUCGUCGCCCUCCGACUCACAGUCGUCGCAACAAUCGUGGCGCGGAUGGCCCGCAGCCGCCUCGUCCGUGGCGCGCCGCCAUGCCACGUCGCUCCGCCGCACGCUGAGCGUCGCGGCGCUGCCUCUGCUGCUCCUGGCGUACGUCGCGGUUCGGCUGACAAUCGCGCCGCAUUAUCGAAGCGCGCUGACUGAGCCCGGCGCGACGACGAGGAAGCCGCGGCGCGUGGAGCCGCUGCGAGUGUUCAUCGUGCCGCUCGACCCGGCCAUGAGCUUCGGGCUGCUCAAUGUGCGUCUUCGGGCUGACCCCACUCUCCUGCACCCAUGCCAUCCCCGUCUUUCGUUUGUUCCGCUCACGUCGUCAUCACAGCUGACCUUGAGCAUCCCCGCGCGCCUGGUGCCCACGUGGAACCGAGUCACCGGCAGCAACGUCCCCCUCCCGCUCUCCCUCGCGCUCCCGCCGCCUGCUCUUGCUCUCUCCACAGCCGCCCCCCCAUCCCCCUCUGCUGCUGCGCUGGCGCAAGGCGAGGCGGGGGACGCACAGGGGGACGACCUGGGCGCGGGAGAGGAGGGGAGCGGAGAGGAAAAGGAGGAGGAGAGGGUGAGCGUGCAGGUGGCAACAUACGACGCAGAGCCGCAUGUGCUCGCAUACAGUGCCGAGUACUGGCUCACUCUCUCACUCUUCACAGGGCUGGCGGCAGUGCGGGUGGUGGAGCACCCGUCACAGGCGGACGCGCUCUUCCUGCCGCUCUUCUCCUCGCUGCUGCUCCUCCGUAGUGCCCCCCCCAAUGCGUCGGCCGCUGUCUCCCUACGCACGCCCCCCGCGCUGCUCGACUCCGUGCUCUCCUAUGUGGCGUCGCUGCUGCAGCAGCACCAGCCUGCACGUGCGCCCCUGCCACUGCUGCUGCCUGCCGUGCACGCGCAUGCGCUCGCCCCCGCCAAGCUGCAGCUCGCCUCCGCUCGCUUCUUCCUCGCCGAUUUCCGCCACUCCAGCCCCCAGGCAGUGAGUGUGGGCAAGGACGUGCUGGUGCCGCUGGCGUCCCCGGGGCCGCCUGUGCUGGACGACACUGGCGAGUGGGCCCACCGCCCCACCCUCGCCUUCUUCCACGGGCCCCCCCAGACACAGGAGCGGGUGCGGUUGGCGGCGGUGCUGGCGGGCAGCAUGGACUUUGAGGUGACGGUGUGGGGCGACGUGCACAGCAACGAGCAGCACGAGCACGAGAGGGCCAGGGAGCUGCACGGCAUGCGCACCGCCAAGUUCUGCCUCCUGCUGCCGGCUCACGUGCGCUUCCCCCAUGCGGUGCUGCAUGCAUGCCUGUGUGCCAUGCCUGUGCCCGUGUGA
This is a messenger RNA of Closterium sp. Naga37s-1, 1359 nucleotides long. NCBI's taxonomy places the organism in Eukaryota, Viridiplantae, Streptophyta, Zygnematophyceae, Desmidiales, Closteriaceae. The record is from the annotation of a GenBank genome assembly.